AUGGAUGUUUCAAAGACGGAAAGCUUCUUGGAUGAUUGUCGCGAUGCUUUCCUGGUGAGGGGAGGGCUAAUGAGGAUCGAGCAAAGCGUCGGGGGUCGGGGGUCAAAGAGUCCAGAGCUUCUCUCAGUUAGCUUGAAGUUUGAGGGAGCCAAGGGGAGACAAGAAAACUCCUUUAGAGGUACCUCAGUCUGCAGCGAAACACAGGCAGUCCGCGCCCAGGCCUGGUUAGUCAGCACCGCCGCUCUUGCUCUGGCGGAUCGCAGGGACAUGGUCUAUGAGCAGAACGUUCUGACUUGGCAUGGCGAGUUUUCACCCAAGACGCACGACCUCUUCGAAUUCGCUAUCAUUGACCGGGUCUUUGGCAAAAACUUGAUCAAUACCCGGGCGAAGUAUUCCGUAGAUUUAGCUAACAACAAUGUCUUUCAGAUCCGACCACUUGCUAUCGACGAUGCGGAUUCUAUUAUCCACGCAUACCAUCUUCAGCUCACGGGUAACGGUAAGCAGCAGGAGACCGCUGCUUGA
Fusarium fujikuroi IMI 58289 is the source of this 522-nucleotide messenger RNA. RefSeq lists its product as uncharacterized. The transcript has 3 exons. Bases 1 to 522 code for a protein of 173 amino acids. The record is from RefSeq and is a predicted model, not a curated record. Lineage: Eukaryota; Fungi; Ascomycota; Sordariomycetes; Hypocreales; Nectriaceae.